Molecule: messenger RNA, 2268 nt
Organism: Trichoderma atroviride IMI 206040
Lineage: Eukaryota; Fungi; Ascomycota; Sordariomycetes; Hypocreales; Hypocreaceae
Source: RefSeq, a predicted model, not a curated record
AUGAAUCGCCUCCGUCCAGCGUUGGCUUCUGGUAUCCUCUUCUCGAAAAAGGCUGGCAGUAAUGCAAAGCCAGAUGUCAGGCGACCCAAAAAUGCUACCAGAGUAUUACAUUCCAGUCCGAACUCUCAGCAGAGUAGCGCAGCUCAAGGCAGUUUGAAUCUUCUUACGACAGAAAAUGCGGACGUUUACUCCAUUUUCCCUUGUCUUGAGGAGCCAUCAACCACCAGAUCGCGUACACAGCUGCCACUAGCGAGUGAUUCAGCUCUCCCUUCAUUCUCUCCAUCAGAAGACCCAGUUACGUUUUGUCUUCCGAUCCUCAGCAUCUCUAUCGAUGUCUCAAUUGAGGGGACGAUAUCGCUCACGAAGCUCACGCAGAGUUUCCAUAACCCAUCCGAUUUCGAUAUCGCCGAAGCUCGACAUACCUUCCCCUUAUAUCAGGGAGCAGUCGUAACGUCUUUCCAAUGCAUGGUGGGCGAGUCACGACGACUACGAGGAGUUGUUAAGCCAACGUCCCAAGCAAGAGACGAGUUCAAAAAGUCAAAGGCAAAAAAGAAGGUGGCGGCUCUGCUGGAGGAACUCACUCCGGAGGUUUUUGAGACAUCGUUGGGCAGUAUUCCUGCAAAAACAACGGUUAAAGUUAUCUUGACCUACGUGCACGAACUCAAGGCCGUGACUAGUAAAAAGGAAAAAUCUGAAGGCCUUGCUCUUAUUAUUCCAGCCUCUAUUGCCCCCCGAUACGCCGCCGCUGCAACGCCAGGGCCUUUACCUAAGGUGUUCGGUGAUAAGCUGGAAAUACAUAUUCAAGUUCUUGAUAACGGCGAAAUAAACCCUGUCACAAGCUACGUCGAAUCGAAUCAUCGCACUGCGACUAUAUAUCAGGGAUUGCAGCCAAGCAGCAGCGCACCAAUUAUGAACAUUGCUGAGCUUCUUAGUCUCAAGCCGGCAAUCAGCAGCGCACAGAAGCCGCAGCAUAUGUGGAAAUACACGUCCAAAUCACAACCAGCUCUUAAAAAUGAUUUUAUUUUCGUCAUCCAACUGCUAGAGCAAACUCGCCUGCAAUCUUGCGCUGUUAUCACGCCCCCCAACGAUAUGGACCAUGCUGCACUAAUGGUCAGUCUCCGUCCAAACGACUUGUUUGGCAGCGCAGUUCGUCCAGAGUUGUUUGAAGGCGAGAUUCUCUUCGUUAUUGACCGCUCUGGUUCCAUGGAAUGGACGGAACCGGGCAUUAACAUACCCAAAAUUGAGACAGCAAGGGAUGCCAUGUCUCUGGUGUUGCAUGGACUGCCUACCACGUGCAAGUUCAAUAUCAUCUCAUUUGGCAGCGAGGUGCGCGGCAUGUGGAAUAGAUCACGGGGAGCGAAUGAACCCGAGAACCUGUCAUUUGCUAGUCAAUACUUAACUACCAUCAAAGCAGACAUGAUUGGAACCGAGGUUUUACUCGCCUUACAAGGUGCUGUGAGUAAUCGUGAGCCCAGCUGUCCAUCUACGCAGAUUAUUCUCGUCACUGAUGGUGAGAUCGUGGAUGAAUCUCACACCGCCAUAUUGAAAUAUGUCUGGGAAACUCGUGAGAAACUUGGCAAAAAUAUCCGCUUCUUCACGCUUGGCAUUGGGGAAGGUGUCUCGCACAGUGUCGUUGAGAGUAUUGCAGAGUUAGGUGGCGGAUAUUGUGACGUUGUCGAUAUAACCAAGAAGCCUGGCUGGGAGGACCGCUUGAAUCGAAUGGUUCGGUCAGCCAUGGAGCCAAAUGAGUGGACUUGUGACAUUGAUCUCGGCCUAGGAUAUGAGAGGCGUAGCUUAGCUGGCUAUGCUUUCGGUGCUGGUGACAGAUCCGACACAACACUGGCAGUUUACGCUCAGGGUCCUCAUCCAAUCCCUCCAUUACACCCAUUUCGAUACAAUUCUUUCUUUUUUCUCUUGGACACGAGAGGCACCGAGCUACCGAAGACAGUGAUAAUCAAGACUACAUCGGAUGCUGCUAAGAAAAAGGUCUAUAUCAUGGAUGUUAAGCCAAGUCAACUAAGAGAGAGCAAUAUCCAUCCACUGGCGGUUAAGACGAUCUUACGCAGCCUUGAAGACGAUAUUAGAAAGGCAGGCGCGAACGAAGAGCAGGCACGCAUUAACGCUGAGUUCUUGGGAACUAGAUACGCCAUCUCUAGUAGGUGGACGAGCUUUGUUGCUUUGUCAGAUGAAAGCAUAGAGCAGUCUUGUCAGAUUGAUGUCUACAAAAGUCUUCUGGAGGAGAUCAAUAUAUCAGAGCUAUUGGUUUCA